CCGCCGCUCUGGACUGGUCAAGUACCCGCCGUCCUACCGCUCGAUCGAUAUCCGGACUAUCUUGGCUCGACCCAGCCCGCCUUGUGCCGUGCCGUGCUGCGCUGUGCUGCUGCUCGUCAACCCAUCUUCCUCCACGGUUCCGUACACCGAAGACGCCCUCUCCACUCCCCACACUCUCUUCCGCCUUCUCACCUCAUCCAGCCCUGGUCUCACCUUGCCGCCGCCUUGUUGUUGCCGGCCGCCCCAACCCGCCUGACCUGCCUCCUGCCUACUCCACUACCUACUCGGGACUAUCUUGGGUUGUGCGCAGCAGCGCCGCAGGUCUACCCGGUCAGCCAGCACCAACGUCCCAACCUACCUUACCCAGGUCGCAGCCUCUCUCCGCACGCCCGUCUGCGCCUGCCUCUGUCCACACGUCCAAUAUCGCUGUGCCGUAAAGAAACACGCCUAACAGCCCCAAAUACGGUGGGCCCCUCUUCGUUGGACCCCAGCAGCUUUCACCUCACACGCCGCCUUUGGGUUGCGCAAGAACUGCGCAAAAUCGCCACGCCUAGAGAACCAAGAGUCGGGGAGAGAUGAUCUCGAGCGGCUGAUCAAGAGCCUGCGUCUCCUCCCCCUUCCCUCCUCUCGCCCACGCUCUCCCUUUCUAUCUCUCCCCUCUCUCUUUUUCCCUCUUUUCGUCGUGCUUGCCACUCUUGCCAUAGCCCGCCAUGGGGGGUCUCUCGAGUCCCAGAUCCGGGACUCCCUCGACGGCCGAGGAUGUCCUUUCUUGGGCCCAGAUCCUCUCACCAUGCAUCCUGCUUUUCUGCUUCAUGCUGGCCAUCGCUCUCCAUGGCGUUUUGGCCAGCAGGAAGACCGAGGACUUGAUAGCUCCGGCCGCUAGGGGACCCGGCGGCCGCCCACUGCCCGUAACCAAGACGCGGCCCGACGCGGUUGUAAUCGAGCUCACAGAGGCCGCAUCUUUUGGCCGAGGCUCCCGUCGUGUAUUCCAGCUUGCAACCGCCGUCAUCGUGCUCGCCUUCGUCGGGAAUGCCGUCAAUCUCGCUCUGCAGGUGGCUUACGACCCUGAUCAAGCCCGGUCCUAUUCUCUGGCUCCCCCGGACAAAUUAGAAGAACGCCCGUGGUGGUGUCGUGAAGAAGCCUUUGUACGUUGAAAUUCCCCCGCCACCAGCCUCUCCUUCCACUCCCCCGGCUCCUCUCCCUGCAUUGCAUCCUGCACCCUAUCCACACCCUCCUACCCCUCGCUGUACAGUGAUCUUCAGGUAUACAUUGUUGGCUGUGGCUCAUUCUACACCUAUCUGCUUCUCACGCUCUUCGACUGGAGCGACAGCCCCAAUACGGUCCAUUUCAUGGUCUGGUGCACGAGCCUGAUCACCGAGAGCACCGUUCUCGGCUCGCUCCUCGUCCGGAUCUUGCAGUCUUCUUACGCAGCGGCCGACGAACCUUGUAUGCCAGGAGGGUAUGAUAUCGCCGACCUUGCCAUCGGCGCCCUCCGUCUUGCCGUGGUCUUGGGCAUCGUCAUCUUGUAUAUCGGCCUCGCUGGCCGCCGCACUUUCUGGGCUGGAGAGAAGAAGGCACAUGACGCUGGUCUGAAUGGCCUCGACGAGAUGGAAAGACAGGGCCGUGGGCAGGUCGACCACGGCAGUGAUACGUCUGAUGAAACCUCGCCUCUCCUCAGUCGACGACACGCGGGCUUGAACGGAUACGUCAACCCCGCCACAGGCGGCCGCGAUAUGAGAAAGAAUCAGAAUGGGUCGGCCGGCCCCAACCAGUCUCCUGUCAACGGCACCGGCGGCAACACUCAUGGCGAAGCUGACGCCGCCUUCUACCGACCCAACAAGCUGCCGCACAAGACAUGGUGGGAGUACCUGCGGGGGUACUCGCUGUUCUUCCCGUACCUGUGGCCGCGCGACUCGCUCAGGUUGCAGGCGGUCGUGGUCUUUUGUUUUAUCAUCGCCGUCCUCCAGCGCUACGUUAUCAUGAUGGUCCCCAUACAGACGGGCUACCUGGUCGACGAUCUCGAUGCCGCCGUGUCGAGGAUUGAGCCCGGGUCUGGGCAUGGCAUGCCGUGGGGGAGCCUCGGCCGGCUGAUCCUGUUCAAGAUACUCUCCGGUCCCUCUGGAUUACUGGGCUCCGUCCGCGCCAUCCUCUGGAUCCCCGUCUCGCAGUACUGCUUCCGUGCGCUAUCCUCGGCGGCUUUCGAGCACGUACACUCGCUGUCGCUUGAUUUCCAUCUCUCCAAGAGGACCGGCGAGGUUCUGUCGGCGCUCAACAAGGGCGCCUCGAUCAACGCGUUCCUGGAGCAGGUGACCUUUCAGGUGUUGCCUAUGCUGAUUGAUCCCCUCAUCUCUAUCAUAGUUCUUGCCAAGAAGUUCAACAGCGUGUACGCCGUGUGCGUCUCCAUCAUGACCUUUACAUACCUCUUCCUCACCAUCCGCAUGGCCGCAACCCGCGCCGAUCAGCGCAGGGACAUGGUCAACGCCAACAGGGAGGAGGAGGCGGUAAAGAACGACUCAAUCGUCAGCUACGAGACGGUCAAGUACUUCAACGCCGAGGACUUUGAGUUCAACCGUUACCGCCACACCAUCAACACCUUCCAAGCAGCCGAGGCCAGCGUCACGCGGGGCGCCAACAAUAUGAACAUCUGCCAGAAUCUGGUAUUCAUGGCCGGCAUGCUACUGUUGCUGGUGGUGGGGGCGUACGAUGUCGCUCUCGGCAACCGGACUAUCGGCGAGUUCUCGACGCUGUUGGCCAUCCUCGCGCAGCUGCAAGGCCCGCUCAACUUCUUCGGCACGUUCUACAAGACGGUGCAGCAGGCCAUGAUAUCGGGCGAGCGGCUGCUCGAGCUGUUCAAGGUGGCGCCGACGGUGGUGGAUCGCCGCGGCGUGCCAGACCUCCCACCUUGCAAGGGUCACAUCCGGUGGAACAAGGUCAGGUUCUGGUACGACGGGCCGCGUCCGGCUCUGCGGGACCUCUCGUUCGAGUGCCGCCCCGGCACGACGACGGCCUUUGUCGGCGAGUCCGGCGGCGGCAAGUCCACCGUGUUCCGGCUCAUGUUCCGCUAUUACAACUGUCACGAGGGCAGCAUCGAGGUCGACGGCCACAACGUCAAGGACGUGACCAUUGACUCUGUCAGGCGAGCCAUCGGCGUGGUACCGCAGGACACCAUCAUGUUCAACGAGUCCAUCAUGUACAACCUCCGGUACGCGAACCAAAAGGCCACCGACGAGGAGGUGUACGAGGCCUGCCGGUCCGCCAGCAUCCACGACCGCAUCAUGAGCUUCCCCGAAGGCUACAACACCAGGGUCGGGGAGCGCGGGCUACGUCUCAGUGGGGGUGAGAAGCAGCGCAUGGCCAUCGCUCGGCUUAUCCUCAAGCGCCCCCGCAUCAUCAUGUUGGACGAGGCCACAUCGGCACUCGACAGCGAAACUGAGCAGCAGAUACAGUCCAAGCUCAUCAAGGGCAACAACCUUGGCCAAAACCGUACCCUCUUGAUUAUAGCCCAUCGCCUUUCCACCAUAACGCAUGCGGACCAGAUCAUCGUUCUGCAUGCCGGCUCCAUCAUCGAGAAGGGCAGCCACGCGGAGUUGCUUCGGCUGGGCGGCAAGUACGCCAGCAUGUGGGAGAAGCAGAGCAAAGCCGAAGAGGCCGCGGUCAAGGCCCGAGACGCCACCGCCAGGGCCAACAAGCUCCUGCGGCGCGCCCAGAUUGGCGUCAAGACCGACGUCAACGACGACAGCGACGGCUACAACAACAGCGCGUGCUCCUCGACCGUCCUGACGGGCCCCAAAGCCGCCUCGGCUGCGUCUGAAGACUCUUCGACGUCAGAUGACGACUUGACUAAUAAUGAUAAUAAUAAGACAAAAUAGACGGAGUUUAGCCUGAUGGGGGUAUUUUUUUUCCUUGUCUUUUUCAUUUCCUCUUUUUUUUCCGUCUCUCCUCUCAUCUCAUGUCACCCACCCCAUACCUCGUCUCUGGUUUUGAACCCAAUUUUUGCGUUUCUUUUUCAACAUCGGCCUUAUUUCGUCACUUCUCUCCCCAUGUUGGAGAGGUUUGUUAUGUCUAGAUUUACCGCGAACGCUGCGGCACGACGGGGGCGCCGUUGCUAUGGAGCGCGGCAGGCGCUUAUGAGCCACGAAGAAAAAAAACUCACAAUUUACGCCCGAAGUGUGGUAUUACACGGGGCUGGCGCUGGAUUUGAUUAAAAAGGAAUCUACAGGUGGCGGCGGCUAGGCCCUUUUCGAGACAAGGUCGAGAUGACAUGCGGAGAUGCCAGCCAGCGGGGGGGGGAUGUUGAGUGGUGGAUAGCUGGAGGUCCAUUCGUGGGCCACUGCAAUGAAAUGUAGAGAUUUGCUCUCUCAACACUUCCCAGCGCAGCACGGUGAGCAAAGCGCGAUUUUUGUACACGUGGAGAGGGAAGGCCCGGUGACCGACUCGGUGCAAGGCGGUUCCGGCGGUCAGGGGCUGCGUGAGGAUAUGCAGAGAGCCGUGCAGGACCAUUCCCCAAGCGCUAUUGAUGGCGGUGUGCCACCCUGUCAGGGCCAAACCUGCCGGUCCACUCGGGAUGCCAAGUCACAAAAGGGCGCUGAGGGCAAGGAGCAAGAGGCAGAAAAUCAAAGCGCAUGCCUCGAAUUAAUUAAAAUUUGCUAUGUGGUGCUUGGCUAGCCAAGGCGGAAUGCUCUUUCUGUACAUAAGCAUGAACAAGGCCUCAUGACAAUCGCCAAUAGUGCUAUUAAAGUCGGGUCGCGGCGGAAAGGGCGAAGGGAACAAGAAAAAGCAAUCAUCGAUUCGACAUGCUGUCUCGUCGCUGGGUUCUAUCCGACUAUUCAUGACUGAGCUGCCCCAAAUGUAGACCGACGCACGUCAACACGGAGCUGC
Molecule: messenger RNA, 4878 nt
Organism: Gaeumannomyces tritici R3-111a-1
Lineage: Eukaryota; Fungi; Ascomycota; Sordariomycetes; Magnaporthales; Magnaporthaceae
Product: heavy metal tolerance protein, variant
Exons: 4
Coding region: 1350-3869 (839 amino acids)
Biological process (GO): transmembrane transport
Cellular component (GO): membrane
Molecular function (GO): ATP binding; ABC-type transporter activity; ATP hydrolysis activity
Source: RefSeq, a predicted model, not a curated record